This is a messenger RNA of Symbiodinium natans, 3228 nucleotides long. The record is from the annotation of a GenBank genome assembly. Lineage: Eukaryota; Dinophyceae; Suessiales; Symbiodiniaceae.
AUGGUGCUGCUUGGGGUGUUGAUGUCCAUGGGGACGCUGAUGUUGGGGCACCUGCUGCAAGACUUCCUCGGCGAUCCGGUGCAGGAUCUCGAAGACCGGCAGUGGGUCUGGAGCCGGUACGGCACAGCAAACAGAGCCAUGUACACCCUGUAUGAGAUCACCUUUUCAGGCAGUUGGCCCAACAACGCACGGCCUGUGAUCGAGAAAGUCAGUCAGACCUUUGCGAUCUUCUUCGUGUUCUACGUUACAAUUAUCGCAUUUGCGGUCAUAAGGGUGAUAAGCGCCGUUUUCCUCAAGGACACGCUCGAGGCGGCCCAGAAUGACGCUGAACAGCUGAUAGUCGAGCGCAUGCACCAGAAGGCAUCGUACAUCGAGCAACUGGAAGGUGUUUUCAGAGCCAUCGAUGCAACUGGUACCGGCAUGAUCACGGAGGAGCGGCUCACCCAAAUUCUCGCCAACCCCAAAGUCCAGGCAUACUUUCAGACCAUCGAUCUGGACUUGCAUGAAGGAACCGCGCUUUUCCACCUGCUGGCCAACGCGGACGGAGAGGUAACUCUCGAUGAGUUCAUAAAUGGAGUACUACGAUGCAGGGGUCCCGCACGUGCCAUCGACCAAGUCGCCUUGCAUGCGGACCUGGCGCGUCUUGAGGCAAAAGUGGACAAGAUCGCAGACCACAUACUUGGCCCUAGGCAACGAGUGACAGACCGCCGUGUCGAGAGCAUGAAGGCCUUCCGCAUUGACGCCUCUAUCGAGGGCGCUGAAACUCGCACAUCGCUUCACGAUCAGGCUUCUGCGCCCGUGGCCGCCGAGAAGCGCCUCGAGGACAUGCCUGCGAGAGAGGUCACGGACUCCCAACAGUCGCAGCAGACACGACCUCAAACUCUGCGGAAGCACUCUACCUUCGGCAUCUCCGACUACCAGAGUGAGCUGAAAGUUGGCCUGGCUGCGCCUCUGCCUGCCAUCUCCAGAAGCACCGCCUCACUACAGAUGUCCAGUGGAGUAGGCGCAGCAGGUCAAUCAGGAAGCUGCUGCCGUCGUCGGUGUUGCUCUUGGUCUCGAUAUAUUGCGACCACCCCCGAAGAGGAAACCGCCCACAGCCAGCUGUCCAAGUUGGCUUCGAUCAUGCUGGAUGAAGCCAAUGAGAGCCACCGGACGGCCAUGGAGGAGUAUUGGGAGCUCAUGCUCGGAGCCGAGGUGCCCUAUGAAGUCCGGUCGAAACGAUGGUCGGACGACCUCGGCUUCCAGAGCGCCAAUCCCUGGACCGACUUCCGUGGAGGAGGCCUUCUGUCUUUGCGCUGUCUCCUCUACUUUGCAGACAAGCAUACUGCCCAGGCACGGCGUCUAAUGGAGGAGGCGAAGUUUCCUUCACGCGCUUGGUAUCCUUUCUCAGCUGCCGGCAUUACGAUUUGCCAGCUACUUGCGGUCCACCUGCGGCUGCACGCGCGGCCUAUGCUGGGUCCUGUAAAGACGCUCCCUGCAGCGCACCCCUUGGCCAUGAAGCGCUUUCUGGCUGAGCUUGCUAAGAGAGAUCCCGUGGAGGUCUUUGCGAGCUACUGGAUGGCUGCGCUGUGCAAGCUUCACAAGGAGUGGCAAGAGCUGUGCGUUCGGGAUCCGAACGCCAAUAUCUCAAUGUCCUUCAACCGUGUCUACGAGUACGUGGGUGUGGCUGUGGAGAGUGCGUUGGCCACGAAACACUCCGACCGCUUGCGUGUCCUCAAAGAGGUGAACGCCAGGUCCUCCAUUACUAGCAGCCACAACUUGCUCGUUCGCGCGGAGUCUAGGGUCCUCGUCGGCAUGGUGCGGUUGGAGCACCUCUUCCUUUGUCUCGGCUACAAGCUGAAGAGCUCCCGGCCUAGCCUGCAGGAUGAGGAGGACUUCAAGGUUCAGCCAACCCGAACCAGAUCAAGUUCCUCGGUGGACAGUGAUGUGUCGAUGGCCGUGCCCGAACUGAUCGACUCGGCAGAGGUCUACCGCUUAUACAGGGGUGCCUGCGGCGCUGAGGGGGACAUUCAGGAGCGAUGUCGCAUCUGGGUGGACUUCACGCGUUUGCAGGUUGCAGUCGCCGAGUACAACACCCCCGCAUCCUCUGCGAAUUGCAUAUCCCUUCUGGACAUUACGUGGUGUCACUGCGACGCAGUGGACCAGGAUUCAUCCUGGCUCUACCGCAUCGACGUUUUCAGCCGGAACCCUCCGAAAGGAGGAGCUUCUCCGACACGCCAAACUCGGCCGGAACCCAUGCAGAAGCCUAGAAUUAGCGUUGCAGGGUCCUCGACCGCAUUGCAAGAAUUCGGACUCGCGCUACAAAAGCUGCUGAAGUCUCGGGACAACGAGGGUCACGGCCGCCUGUACUUCAUCCAAAAGCGACUCUUUCAAUAUCUCUGGAGAUCGGUCCAGCUGUCAGUCAGUGAGGAUCGGCUGGUGGAGGCGCAGGCAGUCUUGGCUUUCAACCUGAAUCCAAAGGAUGGCAUCGCAUACUUGAAGCGGAAAUUGAAGAAGGACACCGAUGAUGAGAUUGGUGAAUGGCUCUCGCAGGUGUGCACAGAACGUGGCGGCCUAGAUCCAACGAUGCUAGGAGACUACUUCAGCAGACGAGACACCCUGCAAAUUUUUUGGAGCUUCGUGAGCCGCAUUGAUUUCUCCAAGCAAGAUUUGGUUUCUGCACUGCGACAGCUCUUUGACACCUUCAAACCAGGAGGAGAGGGGCAGGUGAUCACACGCAUCUUGGAGCAUUUUGCGGAGUCCUACUAUCUGCAAUGGCAGAAGAAUCGUGACUCCGCCAGUAGCCUGACCAACUUCAAGUCCUCCGACACUGUUUUCCAGGUGGCCGUCAGCCUGAUCAUGCUGAACACAGGCCUGCACGUGGCCAGCAAGAAGCUGAAGAAGGCGAACACAGCAGCCAUGACCUUGGAGGAAUACAUCUCCAACACAAGGCGUUUGGUUUCCGAGGAGGAGGUCCCCAACGAGGCUCUGAGGACCUGGUUCGAGGACAUCAGUUGUACAGAGAUCUCCGUGGAACCCAUGCCACGCACGCCUUUCUCCAAGCUGCCUGUCCAACCGAACAUCGAGGGAUGGCUCGUGGCUGUGAUGGAUGGGUCGCUUCGCCUCCGAUUCUGGGCCGUGCUGGUGCUCCAGCGCAUCUACCUCUUCUCAGACUCGCAGGGCGACGUGGACCCUGAGGAUGUCAUCGACUUAAAGGAUGUAGCAGUCGCAGCGCUCGCAGACGCUUAG